This is a messenger RNA of Gastrolobium bilobum, 1892 nucleotides long. Its product is annotated as probable inactive receptor kinase At5g67200. The record is from RefSeq and is a predicted model, not a curated record. Gene Ontology annotation, biological process: protein phosphorylation. Gene Ontology annotation, molecular function: protein kinase activity; protein binding; ATP binding. The transcript is spliced from 2 exons. NCBI's taxonomy places the organism in Eukaryota, Viridiplantae, Streptophyta, Magnoliopsida, Fabales, Fabaceae. The coding region runs from base 2 to 1861 and encodes 619 amino acids.
GAUGGUACCUUCAGACGCGGUGUCCCUAUUGUCGUUCAAGAGGGAAGCAGACUUAGACGACAAGCUCCUCUACACACUGAACGAGCCAUACGACUAUUGCGAAUGGCAGGGCGUGAAAUGCGCACAGGGAAGGGUUGUACGCUUCGUCGUUCAAGACAUGGGCCUCCGCGGCCUCUUUCCCUCCAACACCCUAACUCGCCUCGACCAGCUCCGAGUCAUGAGUCUCCGUAACAACUCGCUAUUCGGACCCAUUCCGGAUCUGUCACCACUCAUCAACCUCAAGUCUCUUUUUCUUGAUCAUAACCAUUUCUCGGGUUCUUUCCCUCCUUCAAUACUCUUUCUUCACCGAAUCCUCACUCUCUCAUUAUCACACAACAACCUCACCGGUCCAGUUCCGGUUCAACUCACCCUCCUCGACCGCCUCAUUUCCCUCCGGCUCGACUCUAACUCCUUCUCCGGUUCACUUCCCCCGCUGAACCAGACCGCGCUCAGAGUCUUCAACAUCUCCAAUAACAACCUCACCGGUCCGGUUCCUGUCACUCCGACACUUUCUCGUUUCCACGCGACGUCGUUUUUGGGAAACCCUGGUCUCUGCGGGGAGAUUCUUCACAAGCAGUGUGACUCUCAUUCUCGAUUCUUUGGUUCAUCCAACAACACCGCCUCCUCUUCCGCGCCGUUAGGCCAGAACGAAGAGUCAACCGGCAUUGUUGUGGUUACUGUUACUUCCCCUACCCAGAAGAAGCAUAAAAAAACCGGUUUGGCUCUCGGGUUCACCGUUGGGGUUGCUGUUCUCGCUGCCUUUGCUUUUGUGAUCGCGUUGGUUAAGAAACAGAAACAGAAACAGAAUCAGAAUCAGAAUCAGAAACAGAAAGGGUCGAGAAAAAUGGAAGCUUUAGAAAGUACCCCUCCGGUGACUACGGUGGUGGAGAUGCGGAAUGAGGAAUUGAAGGUGAAAUUGGAGGAGGCGCAUAAGAGUGGGAAGCUAGUGUUCUGCUGCGGGGAGGUGCAAAAUUACACGCUGGAGCAGCUCAUGAGGGCUUCGGCGGAACUGCUUGGAAGGGGUAGUUUGGGAACAACGUACAAGGCGGUGUUGGAUUCGCAUUUGAUCUUGACGGUGAAGAGGUUGGAUGCUGGGAAAACUGCGGUGACGAGUGGGGAAGUGUUUGAAAAACGCAUGGAGAUGGUCGGUAGGCUUCGACACCCUAAUUUGAUUCCUUUGAGGGCUUAUUUUCAGGCAAAGGGAGAGAGACUUAUUAUAUAUGAUUAUCAACCUAAUGGCAGUCUAUUCAACCUUGUUCAUGGUUCAAGAUCAGCAAGGGCUAAGCCCCUCCAUUGGACAUCAUGUUUAAAAAUUGCCGAAGAUGUAGCCCAUGGACUUGCAUAUAUGCACCAAGCUUCGUCUUUAAUUCAUGGCAACCUAAAGUCCUCUAAUGUCCUUCUUGGAGUGGACUUUGAAGCUUGUAUUACGGACUAUAGUUUGGCCUUCCUUGCAGGCCCGUCUUCAUUCACCGAGGAUCCUGAUUCUGCUGCAUAUAAAGCACCAGAGGUUCGAAAGUCUAGCCGCAGGGCCACUUCCAAGUCUGAUGUGUAUGCUUUUGGGGUGCUUCUGCUGGAGCUUUUGACGGGUAAACAUCCUUCCCAACAUCCUUUCCUUGUGCCAACGGAUUUGCAAGAUUGGGUUAGAGCAAUGAGGGAUGAUGAUGGUUGUGAAGAUAACCGGCUAGAAAUGCUCACAGAGGUUGCCAGUAUUUGCAGUGCAACCUCGCCGGAGCAGAGGCCAGCAAUGUGGCAAGUCCUUAAGAUGAUACAAGGAAUAAAGGACAGUGUUGCUAUGGAGGACACUACACUUACUGGACUCUAAUAGUUUGUGUGCAAAUCUGACUGAAUUGUAU